UUUAAAAAAAAAAUGACUGCCAGAAAUCUCCUCUCCCUCCUCGUGCUACUCCUGUGCGUCUUCGCCGGCGCCGCCGCGGACCCGACCCGACACGCCCACAAACCUGUGGAAAUCGUGGUCGAAGGCGUGGUGUUCUGCCAGAACUGCCGGAGAAUCGGAAGCUGGUCGCUGACCGACGGGAAGGUGAUCGCCGGCGCCAAAGUGAGCGUGAUCUGCAAGAACCUCCACAACCAAGUCAACUUCUACAAGGUCUACCAAACCGACGCCAAGGGGUAUUUUUAUGCCGAGUUGGUGGGGUACAAGAUGACCCAUCCGGUGCUCGACCACCCGUUGCAAACCUGUAAGGUGAAACUGGUUUCGUCCCCACUGCCCGAAUGCGACCGCUUGACAAAUGUCAACUAUGGCCUCGCCGGUGCGCCGCUCCGAUAUGAGAACAAGAUUGUCGCCGGAAAGAACUAUAGGGCGACGGUGUACGCGGCGGGGCCACUGGCAUUCCACCCGGAGAAAUGCUUUUAACUUCUUCCUCUCUUUUAAGUGUUUGUGUUUCUUUUUUUUAACCUUUCCUGGAUUAAUGUGUUGGGUUUUAAUUUUGGUCUUUGUUUUGUGGAAAAAUGUAGUGUAAUUUUAUGUGUUUUUGAGCUCGGGUUUUGGGAAUGAGAACGAGAAUGAGAAUCAAAAUCAAUGAUAAUUAAAUUUCAAAUUGUAUCA
Molecule: messenger RNA, 708 nt
Organism: Momordica charantia (bitter melon)
Lineage: Eukaryota; Viridiplantae; Streptophyta; Magnoliopsida; Cucurbitales; Cucurbitaceae
Gene: MOP10
Product: Pollen Ole e 1 allergen and extensin family protein
Biological process (GO): root hair elongation; unidimensional cell growth
Cellular component (GO): cell periphery
Source: RefSeq, a predicted model, not a curated record